Molecule: messenger RNA, 2613 nt
Organism: Didymodactylos carnosus
Lineage: Eukaryota; Metazoa; Rotifera; Eurotatoria; Philodinida; Philodinidae
Source: the annotation of a GenBank genome assembly
AUGGCGUACGGACGAGGUCAUACCUCAUUUACAAUCGACACAUUAAAAUUACCCAAAGAUAGUUUACCGUUAGCUGUUACUGAACCACCUCCAGUUUUUCCUCAUAUUACUAGUAGUUUUAUUAGUUCACGUUUAGAAUGGUCGUUAUUGCCGCGAGAAUUGCGAAAGGCAUGCCGGACAGCUUUAAGAGACGCUAAGAAAACGCAGCCACAACGUAUUAUUAAACCAAGCGUAACCAAGAAGACAAAGAAAAUCGUUCGCAAUAUGAUUGAUGAUGAUAUUGUUGAUCUAAAUAAAUAUGGAGACGACGUCGAAGAAGUAGAGAAUGAAGAGGCUGAAGAUCAAACCGAUGAAAAAAUAGUGGAUGAUGAUGGUACAAUAAACGAUGCAGAUAUUGACGAUGAAGAUGAAAAAAAAGCAAAAGCUCAGUCAGAAAAUAAAAAAAAAUUGACCGAUAAUGAAAAUGAAGUAGAAGCUGUUGAUGACGAACAAAUGGAAGAAGAUAUGGCUAGUGAUGAAGCUGAUGAUUACAUUAGAAAUUAUGAUACAGGUGACGACGAUUUAGAAAAUGAUGAUAGCGAAGGAGAAGGAGGCGGUGGACAAACCUGUUUCACUGAACAAUCGUUGUCGACGACAACAUUACCGAUUACUUCCUUGGCAGCUUCAUCAUUUCCAUUAACUUUAAACAACGAUGAAAUAGUAGAAGAAAAAAAUUUAUCAAAUCAUAAUAAACGUAGUGCUGAACAAUGGAACAAUAAAUCAUUAUCAUCAACAGAAAUUUUAAACGCUAAAAAAAAAUUUAUUCAAAACGGGAACGACGACAUUAUUCUCGACCACCGAACGAACAAAAAUAGCACGAUUACUGGUAACAUCGACAACGAUAAAAAGAUUGACUUAACAAAUUCAUCACCGGACGAGCCAUCAUCAACCACUGAAGGGCAAACCGAAAGUCUUAGUUCAGCAUCACCACCUCAAACACCCAUAUAUCUAAUGUCGUCUAGUCAGCAAUCGUCGGUUGUUCAACCGCUUCUUACCGACUUGUAUCAAAUUUCUAUGGCAUAUGCCUAUUGGAAAGGCAACAAAUAUCAAGAUAUAGCUGUAUUUGAUUUAUAUUUUCGUAAAAAUCCAUUUGGUGGUGAAUACACAUUAUUUGCCGGUUUAGAAGAAUGUCUGAAAUUUGUAAGAGAUUAUAAAUUUCAUUCCACAGAUAUCGACUAUUUAAAAACAAUAUUACCACAAUAUGUUGAAAAAGAAUUUUUUGCAUAUCUGAGCCAAUUGGUUAUGGAUGAUAUUAAAAUAUAUGCAGUACCUGAAGGUACGGUUGUAUUUCCGCGUAUUCCACUGUUACGUGUUGAAGGUCCAAUAUUAAAAACACAAUUAUUGGAAACAACUUUCUUAACAUUGAUUAAUUAUGCUAGUUUAGUGGCUACAAAUGCCGCUCGAUUUCGGUCAGCAACCGGUGCCGAUAAAACAUUAUUAGAAUUUGGUUUAAGACGAGCACAAGGACCUGAUGGUGGUUUGAGUGCAUCGAGAUAUUGUUAUAUCGGUGGUUUUGAUGGAACAUCAAAUGUUUUAGCAGGAAAAUUGUAUGGUAUACCAAUUAAAGGCACUCAUGCUCAUGCCUAUGUUAAUUCAUAUUCAGCUAUUAAUGAUUUAUCAGAACGUGAUUUAUGUGAUCGUAGAACGGGUGAAAAACGUCCAUUUACAAAGUUAUGUUUACAAUAUUUAGACGAAAUUGGUCCGGUACUAAAAUUUAUGCCAGAAGAAGUAAAUCAUGGCGAAUUAGCAGCAUUUAUCUCAUAUGCGAUUGCAUUCCCGUCAAAUUUUUUAGCAUUAGUUGACACAUACGAUGUACUUAAAUCAGGCGUUCCCAAUUUCUUAGCGGUGGCUCGUGCUUUACAUGAAUGUUCAUAUCAAGCUGUUGGUUUACGUUUGGAUAGUGGAGAUUUAGCCUAUUUAAGUUUAGAAGUACGAUCAAAAUUUCAACUGGUUGCACAAAAAUUUAAUUUACCCUAUAUGGAACAUUUUAUGAUUGUAGCUAGUAAUGACAUUAACGAAGAAACGUUAAUAUCAUUAGAAAAACAAGGCCAUUCAAUUGAUACAUUUGGCGUUGGAACACAUUUGGUUACAUGUCAAAAACAACCAGCAUUAGGAUGUGUUUACAAAUUAGUUGAGUUAAAUGGUUCUCCGCGUAUAAAAGUGAGUCAAGAUAUAGAAAAAGUGACAAUACCAGGUCGAAAAAACGUUUAUCGUCUAUUUGGUCAUGAUGGUAAAGCUCUUUGUGAUUUAUUAACGAGACAUGACGAAGUCUGUCCUGUCCAGACUCAACGUAUACUCAGUCGUCAUCCAUUUUCGGAGCAAAGACGUGCCUAUGUUAAUCCAACGUCUGUAUUAGACUUAUACAAGCUUUAUUGGGCAGAUAAUCAAAUAAAAAUACCAUUGCCGACGUUGAAAGAAGUUAAAAUGUAUGCAAAAGAACAAAUUGAAUCAUUGAGAAAAGAUCAUAAACGAGAUUUAAAUCCAACACCGUACAAAGUAUCAGUAACUAAUGCUCUAUUUGAAUUUAUGCAUUCAUUAUGGAUGAAGAGUGUUCCAAUUGGCGAAUUAGAAUAG